AAAGGUUGUAUUAAAUACGUACAUUGAAUGUUCAUCUUAUUAUUAUUUUAUAGUUUUCGUCCUUAUUUUCGAACUUUUAGAGGUUCUUCGUCGUAUGCUGAUUUGUCCCAAAGAGCACGAUUUUCCGGCUUGUCAGAAAACAGGAAGUUGGCCAAGCGGUGUUGGUGUUGUCAGCAUUUGGUAACGAUUAGCUAAAGUUCAGAUUUGACACCGUAGAGGAGACAGUUCUCAAACAGCACCGACCAGCAUGAGUGGCAAAAAGGAAGUCAGUUUUGAUCCAAAAGAGCACCAGCACCUGCGUUAUAACCCUCUGCGGGACACGUGGGUCCUGGUGUCGGCUCACCGCAUGAAGAGACCCUGGGCAGGUCAGGUAGAAAAACCUCCUGAGGAACACAUACCCAGAUAUGACCCUGGCAACCCACUCUGUCCUGGGAACACUCGUGCAAAUGGAGAGGUAAAUCCUGACUAUGACAGCACUUUUGUAUUUGAAAAUGACUUCCCUGCUCUUCAGCCAGAUGCUCCAGAUCCUGGUUCUGAUCAACAUCAUUUGUUCCAGUCUAAAGCUGCCAGAGGCGUCUGUAAGGUCAUGUGUUUCCAUCCCUGGUCUGACGUCACCCUCCCUCUCAUGAAAAAGCACGAGGUUGUUAAGGUGAUUGACAAGUGGGCUGGGCUUGUAGAAGAACUAGGCACCACGUAUCCCUGGGUUCAGAUCUUUGAGAAUAAAGGAGCUAUGAUGGGCUGUUCAAAUCCACAUCCUCACUGUCAGGUGUGGGCCAGCAACUUCCUGCCUAAUGAGCCAGCUCUGUCAGACCGCUGUCAGAGAGCCUACUAUCAGAAACAUGGAGAGCCGCUGCUGCUGCACUACGCCAGACUAGAGGCUGAGAAAAAGGAGCGUUUAGUGGUGGAGAGUUCUGAUUGGCUGGCGGUGGUUCCAUAUUGGGCAACGUGGCCCUACCAGACAUUGUUGUUACCACGACGACAUGUGCUCAGAAUCAAUGACCUGACAAGAGAGGAGAGGGAGGGUCUGGCUGACAUUAUGAAGCGCCUGCUGACCAAGUAUGACAAUCUGUUUGAAAUCUCCUUCCCAUACUCCAUGGGCUGGCAUGGAGCCCCUACCGGUCCCCAUUUAAAGGAAGACAACUCUCACUGGCAGCUGCAUGCUCACUACUACCCUCCUCUGCUGCGUUCAGCUACUGUGAAGAAGUUUAUGGUGGGUUAUGAGAUGCUCGCCCAGGAGCAAAGGGACCUCACCCCUGAACAGGCUGCUGAGAAGCUGAGGAACCUACCAGAAGAACACUAUAGGACCAGAGACCAACUGAGCAAAGAGCAAGAAGGUGGAGGAAAUUAAAAGUCAAAGUUUGACAAUCUGUGCGAUAGUUAAAAUAGCAGGGACAAAUAUGCACUUAUUUAAACCAGAAUAUGCUUUUGGAAAUAUACAGCUGAUGUAUUAUUUUUGUUCUGGAAGUAUUGUAAAAAUAACAUUUAAACUGGUGCAACAUGCUAAAGUGCCUUUCCAAACACAGGGCUUUGAGGUACAGUAUAUGUAUAUAUUUUUAAUGCAUUUUUUGUGUACAUAAAUCUGGCACUGGACUCCUUACUACAAUUAUAAAAUGGACUUCAAACUAAAUAUGCUAUAGAACCCAUCCUCCAUGUUUUUGAGCGAUAAUGAGAGAACAUUUUUCUCUUCUUCCCUGCCGUCCCUUCUGCUGAAUUUAAACAAACUUUUAUGUUGUUGUUUGGUCAUAUUAGAAGCCUUUCAACUGUGUCCAACAACAGAAUGGGUUAUUUGUGAUUCAAAUGAAUUCCUUUGUUUCUUGGAAAUGGUUUUACAUAAAAAGUAGCUUUCAGUCUCAAA
Messenger RNA from Scatophagus argus, 1855 nucleotides. It is a transcript of the gene galt, whose product is annotated as galactose-1-phosphate uridylyltransferase. Gene Ontology annotation, cellular component: cytoplasm. The transcript has 11 exons. The record is from RefSeq and is a predicted model, not a curated record. Gene Ontology annotation, molecular function: UDP-glucose:hexose-1-phosphate uridylyltransferase activity; zinc ion binding. Bases 248 to 1348 code for a protein of 366 amino acids. Gene Ontology annotation, biological process: beta-D-galactose catabolic process via UDP-galactose, Leloir pathway. Lineage: Eukaryota; Metazoa; Chordata; Actinopteri; Scatophagidae.